CUUUAGUGCACAGCAGCGCGGCUCCUGAUGCCCAAAGCAUCUUGACCCAAAAGGUGACCAUCGCCUUCAGAGACUCAGGUUGUUGUGACGCUGCGCAUCCUUCACAAUGGAGGACCAGAUGAACAGCAGCAUGCCGCCGCACAAGAGGCGACGUGUCGCUGAGGAGGCCAACCAGCAGCUGGCUAGGCUGCUGGAGGCAAGCGGCCCAACACCUCCAGAUUUUGGUGGUCGUGUGGCCAGUAUGCUUUGGGAUGUGGAGGUUCAGUACUUUUCCAAAGUUGAGUACAUCCACCUCUUCUUCGGCCUAGGCAAUGUGCCCAUCAAGAUGCGCACUCGCCGUGUUGUCUCGCCAGAGUUGUACUCGCUCCUACGCUGCAGCCGCUUGGUUCGACAAGGGCUCAUUGCGGCUGUGGAGAUGAGACGCUUGACGAUGGAGCCAGAGGAGUCCACUGACGAGAGGAGCAGAGUGGACGAGCUUUGCAGCGCUUUGAGGUACAAAUAUCCAGCAUCCUGGGCUCGAGCUUGGGGACAAGGUCGCCUUCCAGAAGAAACGGAACCUGCGCCGAUAGUGGUUUAUUGAGCGACUUGCACCUAGAGCUAGGCCACUUUGAGGCCUUUGAGCCGGACCAUCGAAGGUGCUGGCGGUGCUGACUGACCAAAGUUAGCCAUGCUGAAUUUGUGAGCUCUUGUCAGGGCUGAGCUGCUACAUGAUUGACAUUGGU
Molecule: messenger RNA, 722 nt
Organism: Cladocopium goreaui
Lineage: Eukaryota; Dinophyceae; Suessiales; Symbiodiniaceae
Source: the annotation of a GenBank genome assembly